This is a messenger RNA of Pelobates cultripes (western spadefoot toad), 8614 nucleotides long. The record is from the annotation of a GenBank genome assembly. NCBI's taxonomy places the organism in Eukaryota, Metazoa, Chordata, Amphibia, Anura, Pelobatidae.
CUCUGGGUCAACGUUCUAAAUGCUCAGUGCUCUGCUCUGGGGUACUCAGUGCUCUAUGGACCUGGCUGGAGAAGGAUUAUUGGGUCAAAUCGCUCCGUUUGCCGGUGAUUGGUUGUAACCGAGUUUUCUUACAAGUCCCCUUGGUUUGCUGAAGCUGCUGAGGAAGACAUUGGAGUGGAACCUGGACUGCUAGCAGCUAGCGACUUCCUUUAAGUUUGGUUUGGAGUGGGCUCCCGGUGUGAGUUUACUCUGGGGGGGACCUGCAUGCCAACUGUACUGGAUGGUGACACCUCCCUCUUACCCUCUCUGAAGAAGUGCAGAGCUGUCCCUGGGAGAGCAGGGCUUUUAAAUGGAUCGCCACUCCAGCCUGAUCUCUAUCUGGCUGCAACUGGAGCUCUGUGCCAUGGCCAUCCUACUGACAAAAGGUGAGAGCCAGGGUAUGGCAAUGGGGGGCAGAGCCGACAUGGGGUCAGAUAUUUUACUGAUAGUGAUCAGCACAAAGCUCUAGUGACUUCAUGCGUAAAAUGCUGGUGUAAUAUAGAGCUACAGCAGGGAAUGUGGAUAGUGUACCAUUGGAUCUGAUUAGUGAGUGUAUUAUUAUUAUAUAUCACUGGCUGUGAAUAGUGAGUGUGUUAUUAUAUAUCACUGGCUGUGAAUGGAAAGUGUGUUUAUUAUAUAGCACUGGCUGUGAAUGGAGAGAGUGUUAUUAUAUAUCACUGGCUGUGAAUAGCGAGUGUUGUUAUAUAUCACUGGCUGUGAAAAGCGAGUGUUGUUAUAUAUCACUGGCUGAGAAUGGAGAGAGUGUUAUUAUAUAUCACUGGCUGUGAAUGGUGAGUGUGUUAUUAUAUAUCACUGGUUGUGAAUGGAGAGUGUGAUAUUAUAUAUCACUGGUUGUGAAUGGAGAGUGUGAUAUUAUAUAUCACUGGUUGUGAAUGGAGUGUGUGAUAUUAUAUAUCACUGGUUGUGAAUGGAGUGUGUGAUAUUAUAUAUCACUGGUUGUGAAUGGAGAGUGUGAUAUUAUAUAUCACUGGUUGUGAAUGGAGAGUGUGAUAUUAUAUAUCACUGGCUGUGAAUGGAGAGAGUGUUAUAUAUCACUGGCUGUGAAUAUAGUGUGUUAUAAAUCACUGGCUGUGAAUGGAGAGAGUGUUAUUAUAUAUCACUGGGUGUGAAUGGUGAGUGUGUUAUUAUAUAUCACUUGCUGUGAAUAGUAUGUUCUAAUAUCUCGAUUUAAAAUACAAUGAGUAUGUUCUAAUGUUCUGUGGCAGUGUUAGUAGUGUGUCCUAGUAGUUAGUAGUGUGUCCAUAGCUCAGUGUGUUCUGAUAUAUUAUAACUGGGUGUUAACAAUGAAUAUGUGCUCAUAUCCCAUAACUGAGUGUGCCCCUAUAUCUCACAACUCUGUAUGUAUAGUGACAGCUUUCUAAUGGCUGGCUGACAGCAUUAUUUACUAAAAUGAAAAUUCGAAGUCAUUUUCACGUUAGGCCUUUUUUUUUGCCAAAUUGGAAGCUUUUGUUGAUUUAAAUAAAUAUUUUGAUUUUAAAUUCACCUUGAAUUAUCACACUAGUGAACAAACCUGUGAGUGAAUAGUGUGUUCUAAUUGUUUCAAUGAAUGCAAACAGUGAGUGUGUAUUAAUGUCACUGGAUGUGAAACGUGAGUGUAUUAAUGUGUCACUGCGUGUGUACUAACGUUUCAUUGGAUGUGAACAGUGCAUGUGUUCUGUCUCACUAACAGUGUUCUAUCUCGAAUAGUGAGUGCCCUCUAAUAUGUUCAAAUCACUAUGAAUACUUAGUGUGGUCUGUGUCACUGAGUGUGUACAGUGAAUGUGUUCUGGUUGUAUUACAGACAGUAUAAGUAGUGUAUUUUAAUAUCUCAAACACUGAGUGUUAAUAGUGAAUGUUCUGCUGGUCUGCCUUUAUCUCUCCUUUAGAUGUGUUCAUGAGUCUGUGACCCCCAUUUAUGAUCCAGUAAUAGUGGGCACCAGGGGGCUCUGUCACAACUUAAAUUCAUAUUUGGUUUUAUGGUUCAAGUCCCACAUUAGUUUUUUUGACUGGAGUCAAGUGACCUUUAAAUUUUAAAACAGUUGACCAUUCACUUGGCAUUCUUAGAGUCGAUUUCACUGAUCAAACCUUCAAUCUUUUAAUACAUAUUUUAUUUUUUACCCUAUGUAUGUUUGAGGGUUGCUGGGAUGAAAGCCACCUCUUUAUGAUCAUCAAUCAUUUUACUUAAAGUAAUAGUGUCCCUUAUUUAAACUUCAGGGUGCAGGGAUCUGAUUCACAAGCGGAGUACAUACAGCUCAUUGCACAGAUAGUAACUAUUAAAACCUGCACUUAUUUACUGUUUAUUAAACAAACAGAUCAGUUUUCGAAUGUUGCAGUACACACUUAAAAUAGUCUCCAAAAUAAGUAAUUUUUAUGUACUUUUUUUUCAUAAACAAAAUAAUUAUUUUAAAAUGUAAAGAAUUUAAAUAUUUUUUAAAAAUAAAUCUGUGCUUCAUUAAUUCUAUUAACAUGGUGCUUAUUUUCUGCUGGGCAUACAUAAAACGUUGUUCAACCCUGACUUUUAAAACCCUAGUUUUAAAAGCAGAACAAAAUAUUAAAUACAAAUUAAGGGACAGAUUCUCUAUGAAUUAAAGUGAUACUUUUUGGAAAGGUAGCUAAGGAACUAGUAGAAAAAAAAAUAAUGCUUUGUUUAUUUACCCAAGGUAAGGCAAAGGGAGUGGGGGAUGUAAUUAGACCCAAAUAAGCAACUUUAGCUGUCUCUGAGUGAUACCUCCUGGCUCUAUCAAAGGGAAAUAGACCAGGGAGUAAGUGAGAGAGACUGAUGUGAGGUCUGAGAUACUGAAACUAUGCGCCUGAUAAUGAUAUAAUUAGGGGCUUGCAUACUUACUGCCAUUGACAUCAAAAGCUUUUGGAAAAAAAAAAAAAACUUUUAGUCUCCCGUAGCCAUCUUGACUAGAAACAGGCAUUUUUUGGUAAUAGCUUCAUACAGUGUACAGAGAGGACUUAGAGAACAGAGAGGCCAUUGUUCAUAAAUCCAAACUACCCAUACCCUCUUGGCCCUUUGCAAAACAUUACGAGAAACUUUAUACAAAAAAAGGGCCAAAAUAUAUUUUUAAUGGAGCUGUGCACAACAAAACAUUAACUCAGGGGAAUAUGUUCCCUAUUAACCCAAAGGAUCAACAUCACUGUAGAUAAGUCUGUUUUUCAUGUAAACAAGAUUUUAGGGCUCCUAGAAUAAUUAUUGCUAAAUUUGUGAGGUCAAUAGUUUUUUUUUUUGUUUUUUUUUCAUAGAAUUGGUCGAAAAGUCCAACGCAACAGGAGAGCCAUUGUUUAAUAGUUACGUAUCAACAUUUUUAAUACAAAGUUAGAAUUUUACAUGGGUAUUGAUACAGCAUCUGAAAGAAAGUGCUGGCUGAGCUUCAUGUGACAUAUAGCCCAUAAACAGCUGGUAGCUCUCAUAGAUUUAGAUUAUACGUAGAGGGCACAGGCUAUAUAUUAUAAAACAACCAAAACAUUUAAAAAAAUAAAAACAAACUACACUGGUGCACAUAGUUCUAAAACUGGUGCAGUUGCCAUAGAAACCAAUGGAAUGUGUCAUUCUGCAAGAGCUUUUCCCUGCAGAUAGAUUGCAAGCAUUCCCGUUGGCACUGCAGUGGUUAAAUAAUACUAGAUUUGCACUCUUCUUUAAUGACUGGAAUAAAAAGGUAAGCUCCCCAGGAGCACUUUGGCCUUUUAAAGCCUGAGGGAGAUCUGGUCAGUGCUAAUGCAAUGCCUCCUGUUACACAGGCAAUUCUCUGUCAUUUGGAUUCCAUUAACUAGACUAUUAAAGGAGGGUAGCCCAGGCCAGAGCAUAAAGGUGUAAUAUGAUCUCAAGGUGGGCUGCACUGUAACAACAUUCAAACCUCUCAGUGCAUUGUAUGUGUUCUAUUCUACCUAGAUCACACUGAUACACUAAAUCCCCGUAUUCCAGGAUGGAUGGGUGGGAAGUACUCCGUUUAACAUGAGUUUAGACCGAGUUAGCUUUUAUAUAUUAUUAUUAUUUUAUUAUUUCUAUAGCGCCAGCAAAUUCCGUAGUGCUGUACAACUCUUUAAAUCAUAGUGUGUUCAUGAUUACAUUUUAUUAAAUAUCUCUUUAAUAUUUCAACAUGUUCUUCAGUCUGCAUACUGUGGUACUCAAAUGGUUAAUCAGGUUUAUCCUUUGAUCUAUACAUUAAAAAAAGAUAAGAUUGUAUACAAUAGCAUAUAUAUAUAUAUAUAACAUAUAUAUGCUAUUCUAUAAAUUAUUGUUUUUUAUUAUUAUUUUUUUUAUUUUUUUUUUUUUUACCCAGAGUUGAAAAUCCCUGUUUAUAGAAAAAUGUAAUCUACAUCAACACUGACAUGUACAUAUUAACCACUAAACAUCUCUUAUCUCCCUCCCUCCUCCUCCGUCUGCACAUAGUACACACAUUCCCUUUGAAAUGUGCAUUCUUACAGUGUAGAAGUUAUGUUAAUUAAAGGCUUUUACUGGUAGAUGACUGGCGCAUACAUUUUUUGUUCACAUCAGAUUGAAGGGGCCCAGGGCAGGGAAUAUAUAUUUUUUUUUUUUAUGAAGGGAACCUUUUUAUCGUUUCCUUUUGGAUAGAUUUUAUUUUUCUUCUGAGGUUUCCUGGAAGAUUUUUUUUUCUCCUUAAGUGUUGUAGUAUUGGAUUUUUAAUUUUUUUUUUAAAGUUUAUAUGUUUCCCCUUUUGACCACUGUAGAUCGCGUGCAAGCAAGGGGGAAGAGACAGUAGUCUUGCAGUUCUGACUAUUUUAUGGCUUUCCAUUUCAGCUUAAAGGAAUUGACUUUGGCAAACACACUAGUAAUCGUAAGCUACACGAUUCCUGCUUUAUAAUGUUCAUUAAAGAGGACUUUAUGGAACAAAUGCCCCUUCUGUGGCCGUACAUGGGUGCUUUGACGCCCUUUGUCCUGGUAAGGCCGUGAAAUGCAAAAAAGGCCUUUUUCAUUUUCCUUUGGUUGCAUAUACUCCAUUGUACAGCGCUACAGAAUCUGAUGGCGCUAUAUAAAUAAUAAUAAUAAUAUACUCUUUGCUGUGUUUUCAAAAUCACGUACGAGGAUUAUUUAUUUGUAAGUGAUUUCAUUCAGAUUAACCGUUAUUGAGAUUUGCCACUCCCCAAUCUACACAAAAAUGUCAAAAUAUUUGUUUGACUCGUAUCUGUCAAACUGUAUACAACAGUUUAUCUUGGAGUUUAUUCAACAAACAGUGAGUUGUAGUUAUGGGACAGCAGAGUACAAAAUUGUACAAAAUUGAUCAGAGAAUUGCAGAUUCUAAGUUAAAAUAGCAAAAUUUAAAAACAUUCUUCAAAGCAUUUAUUUUUCUAGCUCAACUGUUUUGACCUAAAAAUCACAGAAUUAGAAAAAUAAACAUGCCAAUUCUCAGUUUUUUUUGCAAGCUUCCAUCCCAAGUGUUGAAACUGGAAAAAUAUAUUUAAAUAAAGCUUAUUGGAAGGUUUUUUUUUUUUUUUUCAAUGUGACUAUCUGAUUCUACAUUUUGAUGACUGGUUAAAGUCACCGCAAUUCACUGUUUAUUUCAUAUUCUUUAGGGAUUUUUCACUAAAUAGCUAAUUGCAAAGAAUUCACCAUAGACUUACAAAUUUAAGGCAAAAGUAGUUGAGCAGAAAAAUUAGCUGACUUGGUGAAUAUUUCCAAUUUGACUAUUGGGCCUACACUUUACACUUUCCCUCAUAUAUCCAACAAUUUCCAGUUUAUUGAAUAAGCCCGAGUACCUUGAUUUCACACUUUCACCGACACAUGGGUCGAUGUUACAAGCACAAAAAGUAUUUAUGAAAAUGGUGUUACAUUACAAAAAUUCGAGCGGUAAAGCCAGAAAUGGCUAUUUGGAUGCAUAACAUAUCUCCCAAUAAUUUUAAUAUUAAUUUUAAUAUAUGUAUUUAUUUUUUCUUAUAGGUGAAAUUAGAUGCUACUGUGAUGCACCACACUGUGUUUCAACUGGGUAUAUGUGCAAAUCUGAACUGAAUGCCUGCUUUUCAAGGCUACUUGACCCACAGAACCCCAAUUCACCACUCACACAUGGCUGCCUGGACUCUCUGGCUAGUACAGCUGACAUCUGCAAACAGAAAAAAGAGGAAAACCAGACUGGGACAGUGGUACUGAGGCUGGAGUGCUGUCAUGCCGAUAUGUGCAACUACAGAGGUCUACACGAUGUCCUUUCUCAUCCUCGGAGUGAUACAGCAGGUAUAUUAUUAUUGCCAUUUAUAUGGCACCAACCUAUUCCGCAGCGCAUUACAGUAUUAUAAAGGAGGAAAUUUAACAAUAAAUUAGACAAUUACAAAACGUUACAUAAGCAAUAGGCUGAUGAGGACCCUGCUCUAAAGAGCUUACAAUCUAGAGCAGGGUUGUCAAACAUGCGGCCCCCCAGAUGUUGCUGAACUACAACUCCCAUGAUCCCCUGGCUAUCUGUUUCAUUGAAAGAAUCAUGGGAGUUGUAGUUCAGCAACAUCUGGGGGGCCGCAUGUUUGACAACCCUGAUCUAGAUGAUUCCAAUCUAUAGGAAACCAUUUUAAAUUUCGGUGCCUUUCCUUGAUCUACAGGGCACCGCUGGCUGCGAAGACACUGUGUGUCUGGUAUUGAUUUUGUUGUUAAUGUAAUUAGAGAUACCAGUAGGGAAAAAGCAUGCCUAGAGUUAAAAGAUGUAUUUCUCUUUGGUUAGCUUUGAUGUCUGUCUGGAGUCCUUGGCUCCUGUCUGGCUUUUAGUGCCCACUGCAAACAUUUAUUCCAGUGGUUGCUGGGUUGCUCAUUUGCAGUGGAAAUGUUGCAUUGUCGCCAGUUAACUAUUUAAACGCCAGUGCCACAGGAAACCUAUUGCAUAGCAAAUCCGUAAAUAGCCCAAUCACUGAUACUCGUACAGUGUUAUUUACUAAAUCGCAAAUUGAUGGGAAUUCAAAGUAAAUGUAACAUUUUGGACAAAUAGCCAAAUUGGAACUUUCCCAGUUUGGGUAUUUUUAAAUUUUUUAAAAGUUCAGCUAAAAUUUGAAACGUUUCCUAUCAAUUCCCAUUUUAAUUAAUAGCCCUCCUAUAGUUAAUACUUUCUCUAGAUAAAUCAGUAUUGUCCAUAUGUAACUCUGCCAUACCUAUUGUUCAACAGUUUUUAACACUUUAUUUUUUUUACCCUAAACAGGAGCUGGUAGCAAAUACCAACAUGAUAACACAAGAAACCUUAUCACCAAGGUACAAGAACUGACUUUUUCAAAGGACGUCUGGUUCAAGGCGGCUGUCAUUGCCGUACCUAUAGCCGGUGGAUUAAUCUUGGUUCUGUUAAUCAUGCUUGCGCUUCGGAUGCUGCGCAACGAAAACAAAAGACUGCAAGACCAGAGGCAACAAAUGCUUUCACGCUUGCACUACAGUUUUCACGGACAUCAUUCAAAAAAGGGGCAAGUGGCCAAAUUAGACUUGGAGUGUAUGGUACCAGUGACCGGUCACGAGAACUGCUGCCUAUCCUGCGAUAAAAUGAGGCAUACAGACCUUGGCAAUGAUAAAAUCAUCUCACUGGUUCACUGGGGGAUGUACAGUGGUCAUGGAAAGCUGGAAUUUGUAUGAUCGUUUUGGAAAUUACAGUCAAGAAGCAGACUAGAGACUCUUGUUUCUAUUGAAAAGAAGCACUUUAUUGUUAAUAUAACAAAACAGACAAACAAAAACAAAACAAAAACAACUUACCCCUCGAAAUGGGGAAGUAUGGGGUCUUUUGCACAGUGAAUAUCUAAUGUUUUCUGUGAUUCCAAAAGAUGUUAUUUGCACAGACCAGGACUUUUAAUAGACCAUGACACACUUAGCUUUGCAAAAAGGCAAGACCCUGAGGGUUAUACACACUGUCACUGAAGUUUUCUGACUUAGGGAGAAAAUAAAUUGUACACAAUGUACAAGUUCCUAUAUAUGUUUAAUGUAAAAGAUUUUUUAAAAUAUAUAUAUUUUGUCUGGAAUGUCUUUAUUUGUGUCCUUUCAGAAAAGUUACAAAUACAUAAUUUUCCACUUAAGAGGUUAAUUGUUUGCAUAUUUGAAUUUAUUUUUUUUUUGCUUGGAAAGUGGCCCCCUGUCUAUUCAUUUAAGACAUGGCUGAAGGUGGAGGCAGUGAGGCCAGGACGAUGGGCACCGUUGAGACCCCAGGACAUCCAGUCACCAUAAAAACAUCAUUGUGAUGAAGUUUUUAUGGUGUCCAUAGCGUCCCUUUAAGUUAUUAGAGCAAAUAUCUCUUUGUCUGUUGAUCUUCAGCAGGUAACAGGGGAGAGUUCACUUUCAUCAAUAUCACACAAAUUGGUCAGGUACAUAUAAUAAAAUAGCUUUAUACACAAAUAACAUAGAAGGCAAAAUACUAUCAGAUUUAAUCAUACAACUCCGAAUAGUAAAAUGUUGGCAAAUAUCCUCAACUGGACUUGAAACUUGACUUAUUUUGGCCUAAAUUUUUGGAAUUUAAAUUUAAUUUGUCUGUACUUCAUGCUUUAGUGAAUAAACCAACAUUUUUCUAGGUUAUUCUCUAAACCAAGCUUUCCAAAACUCCAGCCCUCCAGAUGUUGCUAAACUACAACUCCCAUGAUUCAAUGAAUGAAAUAGGCUGAGAAUCAUGAG